AUGGACACUUUAGGACACGCAGGGGGCGCCCGAGAUGUCCGAGGCGCUCCCAAGAUAUCCGGAAGCCCCAGCUCCGGGGGCGGCCGGACAUCCCAGAACCGCCAGGUGCACAGUCUUCUCCCCGCCCACCCCAUCCCCUUGGCUCCCCGCAGCGUCCACUUUCCCGUCUGGAGCCCCCGGCUGGUGUCCAAGCAUCCGCUUCCUCCUCUGCUUGAGUUGGAAUUGUCACCCGCCACCCCGCCCCCCCCCCGUCCCCUGCACGCACAGAGCCAGAGUCCACCCCACGGCCGCGCCUUGGUUUCCAGGUCUGGGCGGGGAUGCCCCAGCGGGGUCUGGAACCCCGCGCCCACGCACUGGCUGCGGCUGGAAGUGAAACUCGACUCGGUGCAGGAAAAAGCACGUGACCGCGCCUAUUACCGGGGAUUACCCGACGGGGAGGGCUGGGCCGGCGCUGUGCCCCCACGUGCAGUCCCGCGCAAAAUCGCGCCGCCUGGCCUUGCAUCGCACCGUCCCCUCUCUCGGCCGGCGAAUCUAGAGCUGCCGGCGCCGCUUUCCCCAGCAGCCCUCGCGUCUCGGGGUGAUGCGCCCCUGCUACUCAUCCUCAACCUGGCCAGAUCUGUCCAGACUCCCGGGGAAGGCUUUCCCCCUCUGAGUCCCCAGGUCGCCUUCUUGUCCCCAAAGUCAAGCCGGACAUCCCCGAAGCGCCAGGCCGGGAGGGGGCCCAGAGCCAAGCACUCACCUGGGCUCUCUAGGAGGCCGCGGGAACCCCCAGGACUCCGCAAGCCUCUGUGCCGAGAGGUGUCCUUGGGCCAAGAGAAACCCGAGGCUCUGCAGGAUGAGCGCGUAUUUGACCGCAGGAGCCCAGCGGGGGGCUGCGACCUGGCAAGGCAGACGGGUUGGGGGCCGCAGGUUUGUGGACGUGUAGACUUGGGCCCUACUUGGAGCAGCAUGCGAGGCCCCGCCCCGCAGGCAGGCGCAACCCGUCCCGUCCAGGCGCCCCAGCCAGUUUGCGCCCAGCGGUCGGUCAGCAUUCGGACCUCGGCCUCCGAGCGCAUCGCGUUCUCGCAGAGCGCUCGGGCGCGGCCCGGCUUUCCGCGCGGGAGUGGGGGCUUAGGGGCGUGGGGUCCCAGGGUGGGCCUGAGGCACCCUGCAGCCCCCUCCCCCGGCCUGGGCGCGCUCCCAUCUGGAAUGUGGGUGGAGGCUCCUUAUUCCGGGGCCCCAGGCGUCGGCUACUGGGCGGGGGCGCGUGGCAGCCGCCAGCAGCUCUGGGCGCUGUCCUUUCGCCGCCGCUGGGGCCAGGAGAACGAGACAGCGCCGGAGUCUUUUCUGCGGCGGCCUCCUCCCUUCCCCGCUGCCGCCGGGUGCCGCAGGAUCGCAGCUGACACCGGCGGCCCGCACAACUCCCGGAGCGCCGAGAGCGGCUCCUCCUCCUGCCCGGCUCCUGGCUUCUCGGCUCCGGGCGGAGGCGGCGGCGGAGGCGAGGCCCGAAAGGAGCCGCGACCAGGCGGCGGAGCGCGGCACCGGGACUGGGCCGAGGGUGCGCCGUGCUGGGCCGCGCCGGGCCCGGGCGACGGCGGGAGCGGCGCACAGGGCCGCCCGCAGCCGCAGGGAGAGCGCGGCGGCGGCCCGGGCCGGUCAGGCGCCCGGGCAGGUGACGGGCGGGGCGGCAGCGGCGGCUCCAGCCUGGCCCCGGGCCCUGGUGGCGCUGAUGCCCGCGAGGCCGCGGACGUCCCGGCCGGCCGGCUCCUGAGCCCGCGCGGGGGAGCGAGCGCGGCGGCGGCGGCGGCCCCGGGGACGCUCCAAGGAGCAGGCCCGGCCCCGCCCCCGCCCUUCCGUCCCCACCCCCUCCCGGCGGCUCGCGGCUCCCGGCGGCGGCGGCGGCAGCGGCGGGCGCGCACUCCGCCUCCCCGCGCGGGCGCGCCGGCCUCUCAGCCCGCCGGCCCGGCCCGGCCCCGCCCGCCCGUGCCCUGA
Loxodonta africana (African savanna elephant) is the source of this 1971-nucleotide messenger RNA. Its product is annotated as collagen alpha-1(III) chain-like. NCBI's taxonomy places the organism in Eukaryota, Metazoa, Chordata, Mammalia, Proboscidea, Elephantidae. The record is from RefSeq and is a predicted model, not a curated record. Bases 1 to 1971 code for a protein of 656 amino acids. The transcript is spliced from 9 exons.